AUGACUAAUACGUUCAUGACAAUUAGAAGAACCGACUUUGUGCUGGUGGAAAGAGCAAGCGGCAAGAGCUACGCUCUGCCUGCACAACAAAACAUGCAACAAUCUAAUGCAUUCAUGGUAUUGUCCAAGAGCAACAACUCUCAGUCCUUGACUGUGAUCGACAACCGUAAUGGCAAGUCUUAUCAGAUUCCCAUUGAAAACGGAUCCACCAUUAGAUCUACUGCGUUCCAAACCAUCAAACAUGACAAGAUCGGUCUGCGUAUGUUCGACCCUGCUUACCAGAACACUGCUGUUGCUUGCUCCAAGAUCUGUGAUAUCAAUGGCGACGAGGGUAUUCUUCGCUACAGAGGUUACCCCAUCGAAGAACUUGCCGAAAAGUCCAACUUUCUUGAAGUGUCUUAUCUGCUGAUUUAUGGUGAGCUUCCUACUCGCAAUCAGUAUGAAACAUGGUCGAGCCAGGUCAUGAGUCAUACUUUUAUUCAUAAUGGCGUUCAAGAACUCAUGCAUUCAUUCAACUACGAUGCUCAUCCCAUGGGCAUGUUUAUCAGCUCCAUUGCUGCCAUGUCAACCUUUCAUCCUGAAGCAAACCCUGCUCUUGCUGGCAAUGAGAUUUUCAAAAAAAACCUAUCUAUUCGCAACAAACAGAUCCUUCGUCUGUUGGGAAAGGUUCCUACGAUCGCUGCUGCCUGCUAUCGUCAUCGUAUUGGCCGUCCUUACAAUAAUCCAUCCAAAAAUCUGUCUUACACUGAGAAUUUUCUCAACAUGAUGGAUCGUCUUUCCGAGCCAGACUACAGAUCCAAUCCUAAACUCGCAAAAGCCCUAGACGUACUGUUUAUCCUUCAUGCUGAUCAUGAACUCAACUGCUCUACGGCCGCAAUGCGCCAUAUUGGUUCAUCACUCGUUGAUCCUUAUAGUGCAGUCGCAGGUGCUGCUUCUGCCCUAUAUGGUCCAUUACAUGGUGGUGCCAAUGAGGCUGUUCUCCGCAUGCUGGAGGAUAUUGGCACAGUUGCCAACGUUCCUGCCUUUAUUGCCCAGGUAAAAUCCCGUCAACGUAAACUCAUGGGAUUUGGCCACCGAGUUUACAAAAAUUACGAUCCUCGUGCAAAAAUCAUUCGUCGAAUCGCAUUUGAAGUUUUUGAAAUUUGUGGCCACGAGCCGCUUGUAGAAGUUGCGAUUGAGCUGGAAAAACAUGCUCUUGCUGAUUCAUACUUUGUCGAAAAGAAACUAUAUCCCAAUGUUGAUUUUUACUCUGGAUUGAUCUACAAGGCCAUGGGAUUCCCCACAGAUUUCUUUCCAGUCUUGUUUGCAAUUCCACGAGUUGCUGGAUGGCUUGCUCAUUGGGUCGAGAGUUUGGACGAUAAAGAUGCAAAGAUUUGGAGGCCAAGACAGGUUUAUGUCGGCGAAGCUAAACGAUCCUAUGUGCCCCUAGAUGCUCGACCCAAAAACGACAAAAUACUGACUCAAGCUGAUUCUCAUCCAUUCAGCAAGCGCAGCAAAAUUGCUAUCCAAUCCAAAAUUUGAUUUUAGAUAUUCAUCUGAAUCUUCAAAUGCCAACUCAAAUUUCAAGUAAAAUAAAAUCUUGUUUUACUAUGCAA
Messenger RNA from Batrachochytrium dendrobatidis JAM81, 1595 nucleotides. RefSeq lists its product as uncharacterized. Lineage: Eukaryota; Fungi; Chytridiomycota; Chytridiomycetes; Rhizophydiales. The transcript is spliced from 4 exons. Gene Ontology annotation, biological process: carbohydrate metabolic process; tricarboxylic acid cycle. The record is from RefSeq and is a predicted model, not a curated record. Gene Ontology annotation, cellular component: mitochondrial matrix; cytoplasm. The coding region runs from base 1 to 1521 and encodes 506 amino acids.